AUGGCCACCAUUCAUCAUCCAGAACUGGGCAAAUUUCGCGUAACCUCUACAAAGGGAGUAAUCCAGUUUCUAGGUGUAAAGUAUGCAACCUUAAGGAACCGAUUUGGAGAGCCUGUGCUGCAUAAUGGUGCAGGAGCAUCAAGUGACAACGUUGCCACUGAACAAGGACCGUGUUGUAUUAAUGCCCCAGAUGCCUGCGAAAGGGAAUUCGAUCUCAUCCAGCAGAAACUUCCUUUAGACGCAGAAUUUCAGAUGUCCGAUACUGAAUGUCUGAGGUUGAAUAUCACAACCCCUGAAGUCCAAGCUCUUAGACCUCUUCCAGUUCUAGUUUUCGUUCAUGGAGGUGCUUUGAGAACAGGCUCAGGAACCUGGCCGCAGUACGACUUUAGAUCUUUAGUAAUGCAAUCGGUCCAGGUAGGCAGCCCUUUUAUUGGUGUAUCCAUGAACUAUCGGACAAGUAUUUUCGGGUUCUUGACCUCGGUAGAACUCCGUGCAGCAGGCUUCAAGCCUAACAGCGGUCUUCGUGAUCAGAAAGUGGCUUUUGAAUGGAUUCAAAAAUAUAUUCAGGGUUUUGGGGGAGACCCAAGCCAAGCGACGGCUCUUGGUCAAAGUGCUGGCGGUGCAUCCUUGACCCUCCUGCUGCAGUCUGAGGAGGCUCUCUUUCAGCAUUUGGUGAUCAUGUCCGGAACUUGUCUACUUCUAAGACCAGUCUCAGGGGAAGUCCACGAGGCAAUCUAUCAGGAGUUCUGUGAAGCCCAAGGCUUAGACAAGAUGCCAGGUCAAGAGCGCAUCAAGGCGAUAGAAGAAUUGGACAGUUUCCACUUAUUCUCAAACACACCUCCUAGUAUCCCUCCUCUACCAAUGAUAGAUGGAGAUAUCGUCAAAGUCGCACUCACGUUUGAUGAUAUCGAGCAGUGGUCUACACACGGAAGUUCAAGUAUCCCAGGACUCGGAUGGUGUAAGGAACUUCUCAUUGGGGACUGCCAGAUGGAUGGACAUAUUUACCAGCUCGCAUUAAACCAUCGCAAACGAGGAAUUGCCAGAGCCUUUGAAGAAUCCCUAAAAAGGAGUUGUUCGCAUCAAGAUGAUGCAGUUAUCUCACUCUUCUCAGAUUAUCAGAUCAAUGAAUCCAUAUCCGACGACGACGCUUUUUGGAACAUCCCUACUUAG
This is a messenger RNA of Exophiala mesophila, 1170 nucleotides long. RefSeq lists its product as uncharacterized. Bases 1 to 1170 code for a protein of 389 amino acids. The transcript has 5 exons. Lineage: Eukaryota; Fungi; Ascomycota; Eurotiomycetes; Chaetothyriales; Herpotrichiellaceae. The record is from RefSeq and is a predicted model, not a curated record.